AUGCAUGCUACAGCACUAUGCCAAUUUUGCCUCUUAGCUGCCUUUGAUGCAGAGCGUGGAGCCACGCUGCAAUCCAGCGUGCCUUGUGCAACAGGGCUGGACGAGGCAAUCCUGGCGGAGCAGAUGAUUCCGGACGGCUUGCAUAUAUCACAGCAGGAUUGGACAGUUCUGUACCGCCCAAUUAGUGCACUGACGGGACUUCCUGCCAUCCCGCAACGACCGGCGCAUGUACUGGACAAGUCGCGGUUCGGACGCGCGCAGGAUGGUACGCAAAUUUACAUAUUGUGUGCAUCACGUACGUACAAACUAACGGAGGCACCUCGCGGCGCCAUGCACGUGGCCAUUGCUAUCGGUACGAUGCAUCCGUACUUGAGCAUGUUUAAACCCGCUAUGAUUUUAGCCUUGGAUGCCUACGAGCACACACAUGAUAGGAGGGUCUUGCGUACGCUGUAUGAUGCGUUCAAUCAAUUGGACCUGUCUCUGCUACCACGUCUAAGUUACUCGGACAAGCUGUGCCUCCGCACACAGGCACCACAGCUACCUGCGAGCGGCGUCCACGCUGAGAAGCCCGCAGCCUCGCUGGAGAAACAUCUGCCUGUGCCGUUCUCGUCUGCGAGUAUGUAUACGCUACCCCCCGCUUGUGUCAUGGAUGCGUCGCGAGCGAGUCGCACGCCUGGCGUGCAGCGCACGUCAUGGAUACCGUCGAAAAUGCGACGGCAUUCCACAGGGUUUUUGCGGUCCAAGCCCCGGUACACCAUUUCCGAGCCCCGAUUGUUGACCAAGGCUUGGGAAAUGUACGAGUAUACCAUGAACUAUGCUGGUGUGACGAUCCCCAUGACAGUGCCGUUGAUCUUGUUCCCUGAAGAAGUGGGCGCGUAUUCUCUCACGCUCCUCUUCUCGACGUUUAGCCGCUUUUCGUAUGUGCGAGGCCCUAUGCAUCCGCAUUUGCAUACGAAUGGCGCCUAUACCCUCCCCCUCACUGUGCUGUUCAAUGCGCUCCUCUCGCAAAAACGCGUGCUGUUUGUAGCCUACCACUCACCGGCCCAAACUGUGGUGGACUUUGUGUUGGCUGCAUGUGCGUUUACCAGUGGAUGUGGCGCUGUCUUGCGUGGGUUCUUGGAGUAUACCAUGCCGUACGCGACGCUGGUCAAUGUAGACCAGCUCCAGACCAUGCCGUGGUUUAUUGCAGGGACCAAGCACCCACGUAUGGAAGAGAUGGGAUUGUGGGACGUAUGCUGCGACUGUGAGACGGGCCUGGUUACGGUCUCGACGCAAAUUCGCUGGGCUGCGUACCACGACGAAAGCAAGCGCGAGAGGGUAUGGCGAGGCGGCGAUGAGCGACCGAACGCUCACGAGCUGAUCCGCGUGCAAGAGAUGUUGCAGGCGACCAAGGCCCAUGCGAGUGAGACGUUUGUACGCCGCUGUGUACAGGCGUAUGUACGUGACUUUGUGCAACGGGCGACUCGGUACGAGCAUGCCUGCUACCGCGACGCGCCCUUGGCCAUGCUCGGCGUAGCAUUCUCUAGCACCUCAUCGAAGUCGAUCCAUACGGAGGCCAUGCGAUUUGAAGGAUGGCGAGGGACGCGCAGCUACCAGCUACGUACAUUGCCUUGUGAGCUUAUGACCUCCAUGGAAGAGGAGGCGCCCCUUGCCAGGGAGGCGGCCGGCGCUGCAGCGCCUGCUGCCGCGGCCACAUCACCUCGUCGUCCAGAGCCGUCCGCCGCGACGACGACUAUAUCCUCGCGCACAAGCGAUUGGGCCAUGCGGCAGUCCAGCAUGCCUGUGCACCCUGCCGCGCCAUGGUCGCCCAACGCGGCGGCCCACACGUCGCCCAGCGCUGUGCGGGCCAGCGUAUCGGGCGCACCGUCCACGCCUACGAUGGCGCGAACGGCGAUGCACAAUAGCGCACGCCCGAGUUACUUGGACGUAUCAGCGCUCUCCCCACAAGAGUAUGCCGCAUUUACGCAGUGGGUCGACCGUAUCAAACCGGCCCACUCACGCCGGGAAGGCUUGCUGGACGAGCAUGCGGCGGUCAAGUUCUUGCGUAGCGAACUGGGGAUCUCCGUGGAAGAUGAAGUGAGCAUCUUGACGUUGUUUGAGCGAUUGCCCAUGGGCAUCCAACGAGGGCAUUUCUAUGCCAUGGUCCGCCUCGCUGCGUGGGCGCAGCAGGGCUAUACGGCCACGCAUGAUUUGCUAUUUACGCAGACUACCCCGCCGGAACGACGGAAACGACGACCACAUGCACGCAGCCGUACCCAAUCACGCGCUCCCAGCUCCGCGUCGGUGAUUGACUACCAUGCGAUGCCUGACAGCCGCGCCUCGUCCGUGAUGCGGGCGCCGGUGCGGCAGAUGUCGUCUGACGAUGUACCGAUGGCGCCCUUAUCGACCCAGGCCUCCGCCUCGAGCAUGCCGCCACCGCAGGACCCGCCAGAGUUGGGCUACCACAAGGUGGUACUCAACCCAUCAGAGCCGCGUGUCGUGCGGCCCAUGCCGGUGAUUGCACGCGGGCCACAUACGGCGCCGCACGCCGCGUCCUCGUCGGCGGCUGGCAUCACAGAUUUGCCGCACGAGGAGCCGGAAGCGUCCAAAAUGGACUCGCCCCUCGUCGUGCCAGCACAGCGUCCCUCGGCGCCGAUGCCGUGGCAGCAAGUUAGCCCGCUCAUCCAAGCCAGCCUAAAUGCACGCAGUGAAUUCAAGAAAGCCUCGCGCCAAUCACGGCCAAAAACAUUCACGGUCCUAUCGAGCUCUAGCGGCCAGUUUGAGCGGGAUAAGCCCCAUUUGCUGACCGGCCAAGAAGUCCCGCCUCAGGCCCUGUCCUUGCAUACCAAGCGCCGUACUACGUCGGCGAACAAGUUGUCAUCGCUGAUUGCCUCCCAGGACUUCCGAUCGCAUGGCGAUGCCUAUACCGAACCUCUGGAUGCGGGCCAUACCAUUGCGCCCAAACCAUCGUACUAUGGCCGGGAGCGUGGCGUCCUGCCUGCCUGGCUGCGCGAGCAGUACGAGGAAGGCAACGUGCUGUAUCCACCGCCCGAUCCAGCCGAUGCGUCGGUCAUGAGCGUGUAUGAUGCGCUGAACAACAAAGCCUCACGCACGAUGAACGGCAGUGAGCGGGCAGCGGCCAGUAUCAACCGCAACACGCCGUUCUUCCCGCCGCAUGAACGUGAUCGUGAACGUGCGGAAUUGGCGUCGCUGGACGGCCGCAGCGUCGCGCAGUAUCGCUUGCUGAACGAAGAGACAUCCGUGAGCAAACGUGCGUCCAACGAAUCGAUGGGCGAACGCGGCCAGCGACUCCACCCCAGCCGCUCAAAAGGUACGCUCGCCUCCAAGUCCCAGCCAUGGGGUACGCAAUUCGAGGCAGGCACGUACGCCGGCUUCAAGUCGACUCCGUCGUCGCGCGAUUUGCGCAUGCAGCACACGCGCUCCGGCAGCAAACGCAUGCUGCAGUACCGUCCGGUGCAGGAGUUCCAGCCUAUGCUCGCGCCUCCCUCGUAUGCUGCGCCAGGCGACGAGGGACCGACGGAGGAUGCAGAGAAGAGUCCGAUGCAGGACGGCGCGCGUGCUGUGUCGCUCUCCCGCACCGAAUCAAUGCCGCGCCUCGAUGCUGAGCGCACGCCACGCCUCGCUCGCUCGCAGUCCCAGCCUAUGCGGCAGCAGUCGCAGCAAGCGGAAAUGCAGCGAUUCGUAUUGCAGGAUGAUUCGACGCGGUCUGGCCUCAUGCAUUUACACGAACGCAAAUCCAGCGGCACCUUUACCUAUACGCCGCUGGCCCGGCGCACCUCGCAGAAGAUGUCGCACUCGACGCCGCGCGACUCGGACGCUGGCCAUUCGACGCUGGCGGCCACGGAUCGCGCCCCUCGGCCGCUUCCGCCGCCGCCAGAGACGCCGCGUAUGAGCGACGUGAGCCAUGAUCUAUCAUUUUCAGACAUGUCUGUAAAGAAGCCACGCAAGAAGGGCAGUCGCAGCUCGCAAGCUAGCUCCAAGCACGGCGGCGAAAACGCGCGACGCUCCACCUCUGAAUUGAUAACGACAGGCAAUGCUGCGCCCCAUACGACCCCAGCGUCGCCGACAAUUGAAGAGGCAACGACCAAUGCGGCCGCAGAGGCCCCAGUUGGGGAUACGCCGACGCCGACGGAUGUACAUACAGAAAGCCAGGCACGCCAUCAUGAACCCCGCGAUACGCCCCCACCGGUCGAGGCAGAGAAAGAGAAGGAGAACGAUGCUACGUUGUCGGCCAGCUCAAACAACGAUACACCUGCUGCUACGUUGAUGGACACGACUACGAAAGAAUCGACCGCAGAGGCACCUACAGAUGCCUCUUCGGAGGCUGUUGAUACGACGACACCUACGACCGUCGCUGCCGAAGACAAAGAACCUCAGGCUACCCCAGAGGAUGAUCUGACGUCUUCAUAA
This is a messenger RNA of Malassezia pachydermatis, 4410 nucleotides long. RefSeq lists its product as hypothetical. Gene Ontology annotation, biological process: actin cortical patch localization. The record is from RefSeq and is a predicted model, not a curated record. The coding region runs from base 1 to 4410 and encodes 1469 amino acids. NCBI's taxonomy places the organism in Eukaryota, Fungi, Basidiomycota, Malasseziomycetes, Malasseziales, Malasseziaceae. The transcript is spliced from 7 exons. Gene Ontology annotation, cellular component: plasma membrane.